Fundulus heteroclitus (mummichog) is the source of this 6252-nucleotide messenger RNA. RefSeq names its product Smith-Magenis syndrome chromosome region, candidate 8a (gene smcr8a). The transcript has 3 exons. The record is from RefSeq and is a predicted model, not a curated record. Gene Ontology annotation, molecular function: GTPase activator activity. The coding region runs from base 507 to 3371 and encodes 954 amino acids. NCBI's taxonomy places the organism in Eukaryota, Metazoa, Chordata, Actinopteri, Cyprinodontiformes, Fundulidae. Gene Ontology annotation, cellular component: guanyl-nucleotide exchange factor complex.
GGGUUUUGGUCACAUGACCGGACAGCGUCCAGUCGGGUAAUCAUGGCGGCUGUCUCUGGAUGUGCAGAGCAGAUGUAGCGUUUUUGUCCGUAAACGAUGCUGUUUGAUCCACUCCCCGGACUUUGAUCCGGACCUCGGUGAGCGGAGGGACAGGAGCCCCGCAUGGGGACAUGAAGGAGCGGAGGACAGACGCUCCUCACCGAGGCGGCUGUGACAUGAUGGCUCUGCUGGAUGCUCGGACGCUGUGAUUCCUGGCCAUUGCUUUUGUGUACCAGCACGCUAAAUGGUAUUUUUUUCGAGCUGAUCAUUUGCAUUUUUUUAGCGGUGUGCUUCUUGCAGAUGUUAGGUUGUGUGCCCAUGUGAAUUUGGGUCCUUUUCUGUACAAUCCCUAGAACAGCUGCAUUGUUUAGUGGAGCAGCUGCGAUCCAGGAUCAGCACCUUAUUUAGGGUCCUACUACAGCCAGUCUGCAUGGACCCUCUCUCUGUUGCUCACACACAACCCUUCUAUGACCGCUUGUGCUUCUUCUCAUGUCUCUCUCAGUAAUAACACUAUGAUAGGCUCCCCAGAUGUGGUAGCUUUCACUAAAGAGGAUGACUAUGGGCAGGCCACUCCAGAGGCGCUGGAUCUCCCAGAGGAGUUUUCCAUACCUCUCCACCCGCUGGCAGACUCAAAUCCUUGGGCCAAAACCUCCUACGCCAAGUUCACCAAAGACUUCAUCCUCAUCUCAGAGUUCUCGGAGCAGGUGGGCCCCCAGCCUCUCCUCACCAUCCCAGAUGAUCCCAAAGUCUGUGGCACCUUCGAUCUCAACUACUUCUCCCUGCGGAUCAUGUCCGUGGACUACCAGGCCUCCUUCGUGGGGCAUCCGCCUGGCAGCGGCUAUCCGAGGCUCAGCUUUGUGGAGGACUCGAGGGUUGUCCUGGGAGACUCGAAGGAGGGAGCGUUUGCCUAUGUCCAUCACUUCACUCUUUACGACCUGGAGGCGCGGGGCUUUGUGCGGCCGUUCUGCAUGGCGUAUGUAGCUGCAGAUGAGAAGAAAAUCAUGCUCCAGUUUCAGGAGCUCUCGCUCCGCUUCUCGCAGGCCUCUGAGUGUCUGAAGGCCGGGAACAGAAGAGCUUUCGCCAAGGAACUCCAGAGGAAGCUCCAGGACCUAGAGUACACCCACUCUGUGCUGCAGCGAGAGGAGGGCCUGCAGAGGGAGGCGGGGCCUCAGUGCGUUUACUCCGCCCACACCGUGGAGAAGGCCAAUGAGCUAGCGAACGUAGAGAAGAGCAUUUAUGAACACAGAGACCUGCUGAAGCAGAUCAGCGCCUACCAUCGGCAUCCACGACGGGACCCGCACGCCGCCUCAUGCCAGAAGUGUAUGAGUGAGUGCCUGAGAGAGUGUGAGGAGCUGUUGGACAAAUACGCCAAACUUGCAAACCCCCUUGGUUACAGCGAGAGGGUGUCCAAAGGCAAGAGUCAAUUAGACGACGACGGAGGGGAAGAAGAGGCGGACGAAGACGACGAAGAGGCAAUUAAACGCAGGCCAUCCUACACGCCGCAGCUGAUCAAAGCCAAGUCUGCGAAAUGUUUUGACAAACGCCUGAAGAACCUGCGAGAACUGUGCGAGGAGACUUUCCACGAGGCCACCGUGGAGCUUCUGAAGGAGACGGAGAGGAGUUUCCGUGGCGACCUGUGUUAUCUCUACACUCAGCGACUGGACAAGGCACUGCGCAGGAAGCAGAAAAUUGUCAACUUCCUGUUUGAGGAAGACCUCGAUGACAAUGUUGACGAUGAAGCUGAGACACUUAGACCGUUCUGUGCGGUGAAUCAUGCCGCAGACAACUACAUGCACUUAAAUCCACCUCACAUUGUCCUGGGAUCAGAGGCUCUUGAGCUUGAUGGGCUAAAACCUCAAGGUGCACCAGACCCGGCGUGUGAAACCACCACUACUCAGGAGCUUAGGCUUCUGGGGAUCCAUCUGGACUCUUCUCCAUCAGACCAGACCUUGGAGACACAGGAGAGCUCAGAAGGCACCAAAAGCUUCAGCAGCGAUAAGAGUGGAACAGAUCAAGCAGAGAAGCAAGAGAGUCUGGCGAGUAUAAACACAGAAGGUCCUGAUCCGGACUCGGAUUUGACGCCGGAGCCUGACCAGAACGCCUACCCGGAGAGGGAAAGUAGCAGUGAGGACAUGGAGACCACUGCUGGGGAGGACGACUGUGAUACCGGACAGGACCAGACCCCCGUGUCUUUGCUGGAAGUAGUGUCCGAGCUGGAGGCCAGGAACGGCGAUGAGUGCGAGCUGGCCGCCCGCUCAGAGCUGCUGGUUCCCAUGGACACAGCUUGCUGUAUGGCCCAGGAGGGUUUCCUUUAUGAGGCAGCCGACCCGGAUGCUGUGCUGUGCCUGGGCCCAAACUCUAACCUGAUCCCCUCUCAGACUCCGGUGGUCAACCAGGAGCCACACGCCAUGCACCCUAUCCAGGACGAAUACACAGUGGGUUCCCCAUCCUCAGAAGGUCCAGCCACAGGGCUGGAGCUUCCUGUGGGCAUUCUCGGCGAUGCGGUUUCACGAACCUCCGUGGAGGACGGGUCGGACUGUACCAUGAGUACUUCCACGGGCUCCGACCGGGCCGCCUCACCGCUCGGCUACGGGGGGUCGGUUACCCUCCGUCAGAGGAAGAAGGCCGGCCAAGGCGCGCUGAGGUUUGUGCGUCAGUACUCCUUUGCCAUGCAAGCCCUGUGGUGUCUGCUGAGCGGCAGAACGCUGGUGGUGCUCGGGGCGGACGAGGGGAGGGUCCGCCGCCUCGUGUCCGCUCUGGCGCUCUUCGUACCCAACCCUGGGAAGAGUGGGGACAGAGUCCAACCCUGGCUGUCCUGUCCCUUCACCCUCACUGACCUGCAUAGGUGGAAGCUCAUUGGACUGCAAAGGGUUGCGUCUCCAGCCGGCUCCAGCGUGCUCUACUCCCUGUCCCGCUACAGCCGCUACAUCUCCAUCCUGGACGCCGACAUGAAGACCCUGCGCUGCCCUCAGUACCGCGGCCAGCUCCUCGCCAACAUGGCCGACCACCGCACCUACAUCCGCCGCGGCUCCACCUACUUCCUCCACCUACAGAGCGCGCUCUGCCGCCUGGCGGCCAAGGCCUUCCUCUUCACUUUCACGCACCACCUCCACCUGCCCGUCAGCCCCACGGAGGGGCCCGAGGCCGUGGAGGCCAGACGGCGGUGCUUCCUGCAGGAGCAGCUGGGGCUGGACGAGGAGGACAGCCAGAUCCUGCUCUACCUCAGCCGGCUCAUCACUCAGCGCUACCUGCAGGCCGCCAACAGCAACUGUGGUGCAGCUGGACCUUGUUUUAGUUUUAACUACAUCACCAGCGUUUUGUACAAAAUCUGAUUCUGCUGAGGCGCUGGGUCCCUCCCAGCGCCUCAGCAGAAAUCGCCGGUGACGCGUUGGGUUCAUCCGGACCACAAGUGAUCUUACUACGGUCAAAAUCUCAGCGCUGAUUGUUUUAUCCAUGUUGAUCUCCGUCUGCCUCACUGUGCUUCUCUCUGAUCUCACACCUUUCUCUGGUUGCAGAGAAAACCGAGGGCUGAAUGUCUCUGCAGUGUCCUCUUCUUAACACUUCCAUAUCAGAGCAGACGAAGACCGGCUCCGCACGCUGUCCUUUCAAUUCUUGUUUUUUCCACAUCCAUGCAAAUGAGGCAAAAAAACAAAACUCUCACCCCGCUGGCGAAGAGCUGCAGCGUCCCGGCCGUCUGGUUCGACUUGGAGCCGCUCGCCAGAAGGUUCAGCCUAUGUGUUAACAGCUUUUAUAUCCUCCGCACUACACGUAAACAUGUUUUUCAGCCCAGCAACGCCACGUAUGCUGACAUUUUCUGUUGGCCGAGAACAGACGUCCGUUCGCGAAACACAAGCACGUUGCAGCAACUAGCCCCUCUCUUUGGAAACUUACUUCCAUCUGUCUAUUUUUUUUUUUUUUUUUAUGAUCUUGCUUCACUCGCCAACAUUUUUAGCAUUUACAGCCCACAUUCCUGCAGAAACGGACGAGUGUCCAUGUUGUUCCAAACAGCGACGCGGUGUAGGAUUGUUACGAUGUACAUUUAACUUAUUCAAACCUUUUUUUCCUUUAGGGGUAACGAUUUCAGAGGGGGCGAGAACUAAACCCUGUCGGUCCAGAGGAAUGAUGUGAUCUGUUAAACGUUUGGGACCAGCUGCUGAGGUGCAUUUUCUGUUUAAACAGGGAGAUUUUUAAAGGUGUUUAAUCUACGUGUAUUGAAUUUCACUGUUGUCUUAAAGUUGCGUGAGAGUGACGUGUUGUCAGCAUGAAACAGUCUAGUGUCAGAGUGAUCACGUUGUUGGUAAUAUUUCAGUUUUGUUACAGUAACAUUUACUGAGGCAAUUACUUUUUUUUAAACUCUUAAGAAUUAACUUUUAUUUCUUGUGCCAACAGAAGCCUAUGUUUCACUUCGGAUACCUGCCUAACCUUUAUUUAUUAAAAUACACGUGCACCAAUCAGGCUUUUACCGGCAUAAACCGAUUUCUUUUGGUUUUCUCUGAGACCAGAAAUGCCGGUUGUGAUUUAUUUAUUUUUUGUUGUUUUCUUCUAUCGUCUGAGGACUCUAACAGAUUAAAGGCGUUCUGCAAGUAGCAGUCUUGAAUUAAGGAAUUACCAAGUUGUAUCCCCAUUAAUGUCAAAUCGGUGCAUUUCAGUAAAUUAGAAGAUCAUCAAAAGUCUUUUUUUUAUGUCCAUGAAUUUAUUUCACAAAGUAAACUUAUGUCAAGCUUUUAUUUCUCUUCAUUUUGAUGAUCACGGCUCACAGCAAAUAAAAAAAAAAAACGAAUUCAGCUUCUGUCAAAAUUUAAAUAUCACAUCAGACCAACAAAAAUAAGAUUAGUUAUAUAUGAAAAUGCUCCGCUCACUGUAAACGGUCCACGAACUGUACAGUAUUUUGCUGGAGCUCCUUCCGCACGAAUCAUUGCAUUAAUGCGGUGUUGUAUUGAGGCGAUCAGCCUGCGACGGCUCUAACAGGGGACCACAGAAAACACAGUGGACCAAUAGCAGCAGACGACACGGCUCCCCAAAUCAUGAAAUCAUGCCAAUGUCACACCAGACCUCAAGCAGCUUGGAUUCUGUGCCUCUCCGCUCUUCCUCCAGACUCUGGGGACCUUGAUUCCCAGACAAAAUUUAAUAUUAUGUAUCACGGAGCUUUACUCCAUGCUCUCCUCGAGCCUGUGGUUAUUUCUGCUGCCCUUGUUUUUAACCACAGGGUGUCCUUCCACUCUACUUUCCAUUAAUAUUCAAGCACCCUGUAAACAAUCGGCUUCCUUAUCAAUGGCCUUCUCUGACUUCUCUUCACGGUCAGUGACUUGUCUGAUCGACAACUGCUGUGUUGAAACUCACACACAAGCUAUAACAUGACCUUUCCGAAAUGAAGUCCUUUUUUUAAAUUAUUGGUAAUAUUUUCUGAAAGUCUGAUUUAUUAAGUUUUCACUAGCCUCAAUCAGCCACAAUCAUGAAAAUAACGAGAGAAAAAAAUUUAAUAUUUCGAUCUUUACAAAAUAACUUUUUUAAUAUGAUAAAAGACAAAAAUUUGCUUUUCACUGAUAUUCUAAUUUAUUGAUUGCACCUGCAUGUAGCUAAUCAUUAUCUGAUUUCAGUUAAACUCGAACAGUGGUGGGAGUUUUUAGUAUUGAUGCAGCUGAUGAUUUUUUUUUAUUGUGUUUGAUCUGCUGAUCCCCAAUCAGAGUCAAAAAGGGAACGUUGUCUGAUCCCAAUCACUGGCCAAUUAAUCAGCGCAUCUCUGUAGCAGGAUGCUUGCUACAUGCUCCCCUUUUUCAGAGCUUCUUAUUUAGGAUGAAACACAUUUCUAGGAUGAAAUCCUCAAAGAAGCGGCUUAUAUUCACCGCUUCGUGCCGCCUGUGACUGUGUAGACGGCGGCUACAUUGACUGCAUGGUCAGAGUUUAAUGUGAAAGGUCAAAGUGCGGCCCUUCAGACUACAAGGAAGGCCUUUUUAACUCGUUUGUGGAUAUCGUUCGCCGCAUGUGAUGAAGUGUUACACCUGAUUUAUUCGCUUUGUUUUGGUUUAUUGUCCUGUUCAUGCACAAAACUGCUGAAUGUAAUCUGAAAAGCCAUGCCGCUGUGUGCUUAACAAGCUGUCACCCAGUGUCCUUAUGUUGCCAUAUUAUGUCUGCUUUUUUUGUAUGUCGUCAGCAGCAGGCGGCUGAGCUCCUUCGGCCCUGCAGGCGUUUGAAUAAAGCACGAUGUGAAUGUCC